UUUAACUGGAUUGAGGAGUCCCGAUAUGUAAAUGGGGUGCGGGUGACUCCUCCCAUGCACCUGACGGGGGAGUAUUUACGGCACUUUACAGCCCGCCGCUCCGUUUCCGAAGCGUGCCGCGCCACCAUGACUCCGCAGCGGACCCUGCUGUAGUUUUGGAGUUUCCCCUCUUCUGACGCAGUGAGCUGUCGCGCGCCUCGUGGCACGGUUACGUUCUCACCCCCACCCCCCCAAAAAAAGAGGACAGAGACAGAGAGAGAGAGAGAGAGAGAGCGCGCGCGCGAGAGGGGGAUAAAAAAAAAAGUUUUCGAAAGUGUCCCGUUUGUUUUCCAAGAUGCCACGCUCCUUCCUUGUGAAGAAACACAUCAACUCCGCCAAGAAGCCCAACUACAGCGAGCUCGACAGCCCCGCAGUCUUGAUCUCGCCGCACAUCUACAAAGGCCUCCCGUUGCCCGUCAUCCCGCAACCGGAGGUCCUGAGCCCGGGGGCGUACAGCCCCAUCACGGUGUGGACCACCAGCAACCUGCCGCUCUCGCCCAUUCCCAGCGACCUAUCCCCGGUCUCCGGAUACCCCUCCUCCCUCUCCGACACCUCCUCCAAGGACCACAGCGGCUCCGAGAGCCCCAGGAGCGAUGAAGAGGAGCAGAUGCUCGCCAAGCUGACGGACCCUCACGGAGUAGAGGCCGAGAAGUUUCAGUGCGGCUUGUGCACCAAGUCCUACUCCACUUACUCGGGACUGCUCAAGCACAAGCAGCUGCACUGCGACGCCCAAACCAGGAAAUCCUUCAGUUGUAAAUACUGCGAGAAGGAGUACGUCAGCCUCGGAGCUCUCAAAAUGCACAUCAGGACUCACACCUUGCCCUGCGUUUGUAAAAUAUGCGGCAAGGCUUUCUCCAGACCGUGGUUGCUCCAAGGACACAUCAGGACGCACACCGGGGAGAAGCCAUUUUCCUGCCCCCACUGCAACAGGGCUUUUGCGGACAGGUCCAAUCUCAGGGCUCACCUACAGACCCAUUCGGAUGUGAAAAAAUACCAGUGCAAGAACUGUUCCAAAACCUUCUCUAGAAUGUCUCUUCUGCACAAGCAUGAGGAAUCUGGUUGUUGUGUAGCACACUGAGCCGGGAUACUGUUCAAGCAGAAAGAAGCCUUCUGCCGGUUUCCAGCCCUGCAAGAACUGUCAGGGAAUCCACAUCAAGGGCUCCUUCCAUAUAUGCAGACUCUUCUUCUUCUUCUUUUUUUUCUCUUUUUUUUUUUGCUGACUGAUGGUGUGCUCCAUCUCAGAGUAAAAAAAAAAAAAGCUCUGUCACGUGCCUCUCAUUUCAAGCAGUGUUUCGGGAAAAUCGCAAUCAGUGUUGAGCUUUGUCCCGCCAUGUACCCACCUACCUGUGCUAUUCAUGCACUUUUCUGCAUGUCUAGAAACGCCUUUUAUACUCCUUCACAAUGUUAUCUCUGUUUUUGUUUUUGUUUUUUCUCCUACCGGUGUCUCUCAGUGGCUGUCUUUUGAUUAUAACGGAGUCAUCAUCAUUAUUAUUAUGAUUAUUAUUUUUUAUUGGAACCACGCAAAUGAUGUUGACUGGUGCAUUGAAACGACGUGAACAGUACCCACCACGUGGAAUAUUGAAGCCAUCAUUACUUAGGGAACAAGUGCAAAGACUAUUUUUGUUUUUUUUUGGUUGUUGUUUUGUUGUUUUCUUUUAGGGCUGAGAGUAUUAUAACUUUUUGCACAGUCGUGGUUCAGAAACUAUAAACCUGCACCUGAAACUAGCAAUACAGUUUUCCAAGUGCCUCAGCUUUAUUUUCUAAACGACGAGUUUGCGUUUAUAUUUUUUAUAUAUUGAAUGUAAGUGUGACUGAGACGAUUGUACAUGGGACAGUGAGAGCUGUGAUACUGAACGAGUGACUUUUGAUAUCCUUCAUGAUACUUUCAAGAAAUAAAAGUUUCAUGACCUUUUGCAUAA
Messenger RNA from Lampris incognitus (smalleye Pacific opah), 1958 nucleotides. RefSeq names its product snail family zinc finger 2 (gene snai2). The transcript is spliced from 3 exons. Gene Ontology annotation, biological process: regulation of DNA-templated transcription. NCBI's taxonomy places the organism in Eukaryota, Metazoa, Chordata, Actinopteri, Lampriformes, Lampridae. Gene Ontology annotation, molecular function: DNA-binding transcription factor activity, RNA polymerase II-specific; RNA polymerase II cis-regulatory region sequence-specific DNA binding. Bases 335 to 1117 code for a protein of 260 amino acids. The record is from RefSeq and is a predicted model, not a curated record.